UCUGCCUCCAUACCAUCAGCUGCUGCUCUCCACGCGUGGCUCACAUUUACACUGUUGUUUAGUCUGUUUCCGGGCAGAAGUUGAAGGAAUACAAGACGUUUUGUUGUCCAACAUGGGAGGACAGGCCAAAGGGAAGAAGAAGAGUAAACCGAAGAGGAACGAGAACCGUCCCAACAGGGAUGCAGGAAUUGUGGGAUUGACGCCUCAGGAGCGGAUGAAAGUAAGAAUGCAUGAAAAAGCCAAAAGGAAGACAGCUGAGAAGUACCCUGUGCUGCAGCUGCUGGAGAAGACAGAGGAAUGCAUGGACAGCUUGGAGUUUGAGAUGGCUGGUCUUUUCUGUCAACGAGCCCUGGAUGUGGAGCCCACCAACCUCCAAGCUCUAGAAAUGCUGGGACACAUCUGCUCUGAACUAGGAGACACACUCAAAGCUAAGGGAGCUUUCCUGCGAGCAGUGGAGCUGAGCCCCGAUGAAGGACACAGUAAGUACAUGAACCUGGGACAGAUCCACACAGGUCAGGAGGCUGUGGACUUCUACACUAAAGGAAUACAGGUCCUAAUGUCUGUAUUGGAGAAACAAGCAGAGACAACACAGGCUCAGGCCGGAGCUACUUCUCGGGAAGCAGAUGAGGACUCCCAGCUCCCAACAGCGAAAGAUGUUAGCGCAGCCUACUGCUCCAUCGCUGAGAUUUACCUCACAGACCUCUGCAUGGAAGAAGGAGCUGCAGACAAGUGCAGAGAGUUUGUCGAGAAAGCAUUGCAGUAUCACCAUGACAACCCUGAGGCUCUACAGCUCAUGGCCAGUUACCUGUUCAGUACAGAGAAAAACCAGGAAGGCAAAGAAUACCUGUUGAAGAGCGUCGGAUUGUGGCUUCCUGCCCAGAAACAGACUGCAGCUUCCUCCAGCACAGACGAGCGCAUGCAGAGUGAAAUCCCCCCCUACGAGUCUCGCAUCACUACGGCCAAACUGCUCAUCGAGUCUGAGGAGUACGAGAUGUCCGUAGACGUGUUGGAGGGUCUUCUGGAGGAGGACGAUGAGGUCGUCCAGGUGUGGUAUCUCUCCGGCUGGGUGUGUUACCUCCAGCUGGAAAAAUCAAAGGAGCAGCAAGAAAGAGAGGGAAGGGAAGUGACGGAAGAGGAGACGGAGGAGUGGAUGGCGCUGAAGGAGGCUGCCAGAUCGUACCUGACCAACGCAAAGAAGCUGUACAGUAAGCUGCGAUGUGAUGACCAUCCGAUUUUGGAGCACGUGGAGAAGCUGCUCGGCGAGCUGGGAGGAGAGAUGGAAGCAGAGGAGGAAGACCCAGCGCUUGAUGAGGACUAUGAACCCUGUAGUGAUGAAGAUGAUGAUGAUGUGGACAACGCGGAUGCACCAAUGGAAUACUGACCGAACCCCUGUUGUUUGUACCAUGUGAUUUCACUUAUCACCAUUAUCCCUCUAGUUUCAGUGUUACCCUGUGUUCUCUAAAGUGCCUUUUUACCGGUUAUCCUUUGUCAUCCAUUUAUCAGUGAUGAAAUCUGACAAUGAAAUGAGAUGCACGGAAAAAAACGAGUGAUAUUAAAAGCUUCAGUGUACUCAA
This is a messenger RNA of Limanda limanda (common dab), 1574 nucleotides long. RefSeq lists its product as uncharacterized. Bases 113 to 1381 code for a protein of 422 amino acids. Gene Ontology annotation, molecular function: protein binding. The record is from RefSeq and is a predicted model, not a curated record. Gene Ontology annotation, biological process: cell division. Lineage: Eukaryota; Metazoa; Chordata; Actinopteri; Pleuronectiformes; Pleuronectidae. The transcript has 11 exons.